Didymodactylos carnosus is the source of this 507-nucleotide messenger RNA. The record is from the annotation of a GenBank genome assembly. NCBI's taxonomy places the organism in Eukaryota, Metazoa, Rotifera, Eurotatoria, Philodinida, Philodinidae.
AUGGACCACCGCCCGUCAAAGGAUUAUUUCCGAGCGAGUAUGUCAUCAAAAGAAGAUGGUUUAUUUAAAAAUGUAUGUCAUUACUCACAAUUUUGCCUUCCUGUGACAUUAUCUGAAUCUGGCUUUAAACCAUUUGUCAUUUCAUUUUUGAUAUGUUACAUAGUUCAGGUUUUGACAAUUUUUUUCUUUACCGAAGUACUGCAAAAAGCUUAUUGUAAAAAUGUUGAAAUUUUAGAAACAAGUGACAAAGAUAAUGUACCAAUUCAUACUGAGAAAAAUGAAACAGUUAGCUAUGGUUCAGAUUAUGACUUAGCAUCAAAAGCAGAUACUGGUUUACCUUGUUUUCGUGGUCAUACAUUAGAACAAUUGAAUGCCAGAUUUAAACCGGAUGCAAGUGAAGCAGAUGCUGGUCGUUAUAUGCCUGAUGUUAUUAACCGUUGUGCUCGUAGUUUAAGAACAAGACUCUAUGAUAUUGUACAAUGGUAUCAAAAUAAAAUACCUUAUUGA